Penicillium angulare is the source of this 1338-nucleotide messenger RNA. Its product is annotated as fasciclin domain-containing protein. Gene Ontology annotation, cellular component: fungal-type vacuole membrane. Gene Ontology annotation, biological process: macroautophagy. The transcript is spliced from 2 exons. Lineage: Eukaryota; Fungi; Ascomycota; Eurotiomycetes; Eurotiales; Aspergillaceae. Bases 1 to 1338 code for a protein of 445 amino acids. The record is from RefSeq and is a predicted model, not a curated record.
AUGCAACCCUCCAUGGCCGCCAGGCCCACCAGGCCAAGAACCACCUCCGCCCCCAGGGAAUCCAGUAAACCCUCCAGGACCUCCCCAGGAGACCCUAGAGAAUCAUGCGAUCCCCCAUAUCCCCCAGGCCCACCAGGGCAUCAAGAUCCACCCGGUGGCAGUCCUCCAGGUGAACCAUGCCAUCCACCAACUCCCAGCAAUAAAACAAUCUGGCAAAUGAUAAGCCAAAGCCCUCAAACCGCACGCCUCGCAGAUCUUCUCAGAAAACAUAGCGACAUAGUCAAUCUUCUCAGCAGCACAAGUGCAAACUACACAAUCUUCGCACCAACAAAUCAUACCCUGUAUUCCCUGGGAAGUUCUCUUGAACUCCUAUCUACGGAAAAUAUUCUGAGCUACCAUGUUGUUCUGGGACAACAUCCUUUCUACAAGUUGCGGGCUGUUGAGCAUCAGACUCUUGCUACGGGUUUGAACGAGUCUGCGCUUGGUAAGAGGAAGAGUUUGAAUGGGUAUAAGAAGAAGGAUAAAGAUAAGGACAAGAAAAAGAAGAAGCAUACCGAGUACCCGCAACGAGUUCGAGUAGAUGCUGUCCGGCAGUCUGUACUACUCAACGGGGCAAGUAAAGUUGUCAAAGAGAACAUAAUGGCCAAAAACGGUAUAAUCCAUUACAUCGACCUCCCACUUACUCCGCCACCAAACACAAGUGCUCUCCUCAGAUCACUCCCAGAAGAAUCCAGCACAUUCACCCUCGCACUCUCACGCACGCACUUAGAGUCCCACUUCGAUACUUCAAGUCGUCAUGGCGGUACAACAUUUGUACCUACGAAUGAUGCGUUCCGAAUCAUGGGCCCCGUCGUGAAUGCAUACCUCUUCUCGCCACAAGGAGAAGAAUGUCUACGCAGUCUACUCAGAUACCACAUUUUACCUGGUAAAACUGUAUACUGGGACGUCGUGUACCGAGAUCAGGAAGAUAUGGAUGCAUUCAGUGAGUUUGGAUUGUAUGAAAAGGAUACUAAGUGGAGGCCGAGGCGAUAUCCGGUUGUGCGUGUUGAUGCGCAGACAUUGCUUGAGGGGCAGGGAAUUAAUUUGCAUAUGAUGCGGAGGGAGAUGGUUUAUAAAAUGAGGGUUAAUGGGUUUUGGGAGCCGAGGGUUGUGGAUGUGUUAGCUGGGGAUGGGGUUAUACAUGUUUUGGAUCGGGUGUUGUUUCCGCCUAAGGUGGCUGGGAAGGUUAAGGGUGGUGCGGCGAUGGCGGUGGAUGAAGUAGGGGUGAUGGGAACGUUGAGGGAUUUAUUGGAAGACUGUCGACCGAAGAAGGAAUUGAGCUUGAGGAUGGAGCUUUGA